Rubroshorea leprosula is the source of this 264-nucleotide messenger RNA. NCBI's taxonomy places the organism in Eukaryota, Viridiplantae, Streptophyta, Magnoliopsida, Malvales, Dipterocarpaceae. The record is from the annotation of a GenBank genome assembly.
GUGCUUCUGCUUCAUCGGUUCUCCUUCUACAUUGCUUGCAGUGAACCCUAAUUUCCCAAUUCACCUUCCUGCUUCUUCAAUUUCUCAGUUAGCAGUGCCUUAUCCCUUCCGCAAAGCAGAAUUGAAGUUAAAGAAAGAAUGACCAUUGUUCCGAAGGAGGCAAUUGAAGUGGUUGCAGAGAGCAUUGGAAUUACCAAUUUGUCUCCUGAUGUCGCCCCUGCUGUCGCUGAAGACGUUGAAUAUCGCGUUCUGGAAAUUAUGCAG